Messenger RNA from Acipenser ruthenus (sterlet), 1193 nucleotides. RefSeq names its product tumor necrosis factor ligand superfamily member 10-like. Gene Ontology annotation, biological process: immune response. The record is from RefSeq and is a predicted model, not a curated record. The transcript has 5 exons. Gene Ontology annotation, cellular component: membrane. NCBI's taxonomy places the organism in Eukaryota, Metazoa, Chordata, Actinopteri, Acipenseriformes, Acipenseridae. Bases 129 to 1001 code for a protein of 290 amino acids. Gene Ontology annotation, molecular function: tumor necrosis factor receptor binding.
GUGGUGUGGCUCAGCUUCACUACGUCAUGCAGGAACUGUCACCAGGGGCUUUCCAACGGGGAGUGUUUGGGAAGUUCCCAGAUUUAUACCGAUUUUUCAUUGCUGUGUGUUGAUAAUGCUAAGGUGACAUGAUUUCUAAAACUCCACCAGAACACAACUAUCGUCAACUGAAAGAAAAACUAUUCUUUUUUAACAAGGAAGCUGGAGGGAAAUGGAACACGUUCGUGAUUGUUUUGAGUUUAUUGCUUGGUGCAGAAAUCUUUGGGACAGCUUAUUUGUUUUUUCACUUCGCUAUGGAAAUCAAACAGACUCGAGAGCUGGUGAAAUCAGGAGACUACCCAUUGCGUUGUCUACAGUAUCUUGUGGAUCAAGACUUCCUGGAAAGGAAAUUGCCCAACUCCGGAGAUUCUGCCUGUGACCAGUGGCUUAGGGAAGCAGAGCACAGUAUAAAUAAGCAAUUGAAGUCAGAUAUCAGGAACACACUAUAUCGUGAACUCACAGCACAAAAUGUGUCUUUGACCCAUUUCAGAAAACCAGCCAUUCACCUCGGACCUGAUCACCUCGGAAGACAAUUCCGUGUGAAGCUAACUGGCGAGGACACAGGAGGUCAUAAGUUGCAGUGGGACAACAUAGAGGGGAUGGCAUUGCAGCAAGGGAUGAUGGGAUACGAGGAUGGCGAAAUAGUCGUUCCGCGGGAUGGCGUUUACUUCAUCUACUCGCAAGUUUACUUCCGAGUCGGUCCACGAGGCAAGGACCAGCAGAGCCAGCCCUUCCUGCAGUAUAUCUACCGGAAAACCUCUUAUCAGGACCCUAUUCUGCUCUCCAAGGCUGUGGGCACCAAGUGCUGGGACGCAGGAGCUGAGUUUGACCUGUUCUCCAGCUUCCAGGGAGCCCUGUUUCAGCUCGCACAGGGAGACCGACUUUUCUUGAAGGUGACUGACAUCAGCACUGUACGUCUCAAUAAGGAGUCCACCUAUUUCGGGGCCUUUAUGGUUUUUUAACGUGUGUGAAAUAAUAGUUGUUUUUUUUUGUUUUUUGGGGGGUGCAUAACAAGGACCAACAAGUGUAAUAAUAGUAUAUAUUAUUAUUUUGUUUAGGAUACUUAUGGAUUCAGUAAAAAAAUGUUGGUGAGAGUUAGCUGGAAAGAAGAUUCUGUUUUCAGGUUUAUAUAUUAAAAACUGUACUGGGAGAAA